AUGGCAUUAAGUCGUAGUUUAAUAUUUUUAAUUAAUAUUCUUUGUAUAUUACUAGCUAUAGCUGCAUUUCUCACACAGUUUUUUGCUGUUGUUACUCAUUAUUGGAAACAUCAACGAACAGAGUUAAAACCAUUAUUCUCCUCACAGCAGCGUAUUCGAGAUGAUUCUCAUCUCGAUCAACGAUAUGGACUUUUCUCACGAAAUGUCCAUUUAUAUUCAAAUAAUGAUCAACAAAUGGACACGUGGACAUCGACUAAAUUUCCAUUGACAAAUGAUCAAUUAGCAUUAAAACAAUGCUAUUCAAAUAUGCCAAGUCUUCGAGGAGUUAUUUUAACUUGUACCGAGUAUAUUCAUUCGGGUAGUUCUUGUCAUUGUGCACGAUACGAUUAUUGGAAUGCGUUUAUUGCAUUUGAAAUCACUGCACUUAUUCUGUUAGGUUUAGUAGUUUUAAUUAGUGCUUUAUUAACCACAUAUUAUCAAGGAACAUUAAAACCUAUCGGCAUUGGACUUUCACUGAUAGCAUUUAUAUUUCUUCUCGUUGGUCUUAUACUAUUAGGUACACAUUUAAAACGUGAAGUAGAACAUUUAGGACGUUCAUUACCAAUAAUCAAACAACGUUUAUUACAUAAAAUUGGUACGGGAACAACAUCAACAGCUGGAGAAAGACAACAAGAUUACUCAUAUGACAAAUAUCGGGAAGCUCAAUCAAUUCUACGUCGCGCUCUCAAACGUCAAACAGACUACUAUCAAGCACGGAUAGAAUAUAAUGACACUCACUAUUAUCAAUUUUCUGAACAGUAUAAAAUGUUUAUAUUGUAUCCUUACAAUAAUUACACAUCUUCAUUAUAUUCUCAACAAUAUCCAUAUCAACAUCAACGACCAACAUAUUAUAUAGUCAAUGAAACAUCAUCAUACGAACAACAGCCUGUUAUAUUAACGGCUCAUAUUGAUUCUACUACCAGAGAUUUACCAGCAUUAAAUAAAACAUUUAUAUUUAGCCAUAGUCGUGCAUGGAUAGGAUGGUCAGCAAUCCUCUCAAUAAUAUCAUUAAUCUUAUCAUUAUUAUAUCCACUUUUAUUAACAGUAUCAUGGUUAAUGGGCGGAAACAAAAAGAAAACGCAUAAAAAGAAUGUUACAGUUAAAAAACCAAUGGAAUAUACACCCGUUCCAACGACACCUCCUGAUGCGAUUCCUCAACAAACAACAGCAACAACAAUACGGUAUGUACCGACUGAUUAUGAUACAAGACGUUUAAUGAUGGAAGAACCGUUCUAUGAUCCAUUUUAUCGUGGUGGACCACGCGAUGCACGGCCAUUAAUUGUUCGAGAUAUAGUUCUUAGAGAUGAUCAACUUCCACCACCUGAACACUAUCAUUUACAACGUCACUAUGCUCCGUACCAUACUCAUCGUCCAUAUCGUCAUCCUGUUGAUCGUCAAUUACCCAUUAAUAUCGACGUUUCACCACAUUCAUAUCGUGCUUAG
This is a messenger RNA of Didymodactylos carnosus, 1482 nucleotides long. The record is from the annotation of a GenBank genome assembly. NCBI's taxonomy places the organism in Eukaryota, Metazoa, Rotifera, Eurotatoria, Philodinida, Philodinidae.